Messenger RNA from Bradysia coprophila, 1624 nucleotides. RefSeq lists its product as uncharacterized. The record is from RefSeq and is a predicted model, not a curated record. Gene Ontology annotation, biological process: proteolysis. Gene Ontology annotation, molecular function: serine-type endopeptidase activity. Lineage: Eukaryota; Metazoa; Arthropoda; Insecta; Diptera; Sciaridae.
UUUAUCUAAUCUAAUCUUAAAAUUAUUUUUUAUGUCGUUGCCAUGGAUUGUGGUGUGUAAAAACAAAUUAAUAACAUAAAAGCAAGUACGACAACUACAUUCAAUAACAGUCUGCCAAUUUACAUCAAUAUCACGACAUAAAACACGGGUUAUAAUGCCGCCUAAACUCACGCUUUUGUUGGUAAUCGGAUUGCUGACCUUGACACAUAAUUGUUACGGUCAAGCACUGGAGUCAAGAUUUAUAGUACAAUUGGGUCAUUUCACGCAACCGUUUCUGAAUCAGACCGUCAUUCGUUGUGCGGGAACACUAAUAUCUGAGACACAUAUUCUAUGUACAGCCAGUUGUGUAAUUGUUCAAUCACCAGCUGAAAUUGCCGUCAAUAUAAAAGUAGUGACAUUGGUACCAGAGGGUGGAAAUACUUCAAGUUCAACGCUAGUGCCUGCCACUGGAGUGUUCAUCCACCCAUUCUACGACCACAAUCAAUACGCUAACAAUGCUGCAAUCGUGACGACAAAUGUAUUAAGGUUAAAUCCGCAUUUGGGAUUUGCCCCAAGAUCACUCGGAAGCUUAUCAACAUCUACGCCGUGCAACUUAUUCGGAUGGGGAGGAGAGCUAUUAGAUCCGCGAAGAGAUGCAGUCAUGGUUACCGGCCCAGUUGCUUGUGAUCCAAAUUAUCCUCAGAGUUAUUGCACAGUUUUCGAUUCGGUCAGUCAUUCAACUUGUGAUGCAAUGCAGGGUUCACCGCUCACAUGUGGAAAUGAUGAUAUCACCGUAGCAGGUUUUGUGACUACUGAUGGAGGAUGCAGCACAGACACUGGUCGAACAAUGCUAAAUUAUCAUUCAAUCCGUGAUUUUCGUGAUUGGAUUGUAGGCGUUUUUGGACCGGAGCUUCCUGCACGCGACGCUGUAAAUUUUAUUGUGACGGUAUUGGAACGAAACGAAACCUCAAUUCCUCGAUGUUUCGGAACAGUCAUUGCGUCAAAUCGUGUAUUAACAACAGCUACUUGUGCUACGAUUGAUUCGUCAUUGCAUGUCGAACUCCUGGUACAAACGAGAAUCGUUCAAGGAUCUACGUCAUCGUCCACUAAUUUCGCGACAUCUCAGAUCUACAUCCACCCUUAUUAUAGCGAGGAAAACCCACUCGAAAACAAUGUUGCGGUCAUUGAAAUUAUCGGCACGUUUGACCAAAGAAUUGUUCCACGAACACUCGGAAAUCUACAGCAGAACAGCUCAUGUCAACUAUUCGGAUGGGGACCUACAAAUAUUGGAUUUACUCGCGGCGAUCCAAUAAAUGUCAAUGGGCCACAAUUCUGUGAUCCCAAUCAUCCACAAGCGUUCUGUACGAGUCAUCCUACAGUUUUUCACCAUUCGUGUAAUGCGAUGACCGGUUCCCCAGUCACUUGCGACGGAAACGAAUCAGUGGUGACAGGAUUUUUGAUCAACAAUGCAACAUGCAACACCAACAAUGGUCGUGCAUCACUGCGCUAUCACUCAGUUAGUGAAUUUACUGACUGGAUAUUGCAUCCGACUAAUCAACGGAAUCAACGGAGCACAUCAGUGUCUACUAAAAUGUCGGCUCUUUUUGUAUUUGUUUCGAUUUUAUUGAGCAGCCUAUUCAAUUAA